AUGGAACCCUCGUCCACCACCUUCCACCGCCAAGAUGCGAUAUCCCUCGCCGUGAAGGGUACACUCUACGGCAGCGGCGCCGGAGCCUUCAUCUCAGCCAUGCAAAACACCCUCACAAAGUCCCCCGUGGGCGCCGCCUCCUUCAUCACUCGCACCGGUGGCGUGAUCGGGCUGGGAGCGGCCAUAGGCGGCUCGUACAUGUUUUUCCGCACCGCAAGUGCCAACCUCCGUGGCGUGGAUGACAGCAUCAACCCCGCUAUCGGUGGCGCCGUCGCGGGCGCGCUGCUAGGGAUCCGGGUCCGGACCAUGUCGGGGGUUGUCGGGUGCGGUGUUGGGCUGGGGGUUGUCAUGGGGAUAUUCGAGUACACGGGUGGAGCUCUGGGCAGGAGGUUGAGGGGCGGGGGGGUGAGGGAUGAAGUUGGGAGGAAGGAAGGGGUAAGAGCGCGCACGAGACGGGAUGUCGGGGAGACUAUUGAGGUGUUGGGAGAAGGGAGAGGUGGGGUUCCUUUUUUUUUCUUUUCUUUGUUUGGUGGGGCGAGGAGGCUGACCUUUCCCCGGGUGGCGCGCUGGAGGGAUAGGCAUUUACGGAGCUGGAUGGGAAGAGCGUAGGAGAGCGAGAUUGACGCAAAAGUACGGGGUCAAUUUUGAUGAGGUCAAGUAGGUGUCGUGCGUGGCAUUACUUAUUUUUAUGUUUUUUCCCUCUCACCGCCUCUUCCCCUAAGCUUGCUUUUUCCCUCGCGAUGGCAGUGGUGAUCGUGGGGGCGACAGACACAUAAGAAAAGGGAAAAGAAAAAGAGGGAGAACCAAAAAGAAACCAAAAAUCAAACCCUCCUUGUUUGACAAUUCAUCUCCUUUUAGGACCUUGUUUGCAUUGCAGUUUGCAUUUCCCUCCCUACCUGCGCGCAUGGAAUUCCUUCCAUGUCAUAACAUGAAUGAAAUGAUUGAUAUCAUCAAUUAGCUUCCAAACACCGAGUGACAAGCUGUGAGUUCUAGCAACCUUUCUGUUCUUUCUUUUCUUCUUCCGUUCCUGUUCCGCUACUUUUGUACGACAAGCUAUGAUACUCCAUACAUAACCUCUACUCAGCGGCCAACCAGCGUGAUGCGUCCAUUGCUCGGGUAGCUAGGAGGGAGCAGAAGGGUGGAAUUACAUGAAAAAUAAAUAAAUAAAUAAAUAAACAGGCAAAGUUGAAACUCCUACCCGUACUAUGCCCGGUCAGUUAGUUGUCCUUUUGUCGUUAUUCCCAUUCUUAUUGGUGAAUUUUGAGUUUGGAGCGGAGAAAUGAUUUGGAAAAGGGAAGAUAAAGAAAAUUGUAACCCCUGCUCUACUCAAGCAAUCAACGAACAUAUGAAGCUGGAGGUCUUGUUUUCCCCCCCUUCCUGUCAUUUUGAGGUAGUCAAGGCACGGCGCGUCCGGAUGCAAGAUAGAUAGAGGGGAAAGAAGAAAUAGAGAAAAAGCGGAAUUGUCGAGAUUCCUAAUCCGAUGAGGGGGGGGAAUACUUGAAAAGGGAGAAAGGUGAAAAAAAUUGUGCAGAAGAUAGACUGAACUAAAUCAUAAACAAACGCCUUAUCCGUUUUGACCCUGACUCGAAGGUGUAGGAAAGAACCCUAGAGUGUAAAAGAGAAGUAAGUAGAAGGCAGGAAAUGAGGAAGGAGAGAUGAUGGAAAGGAAGGAGAAGAAGAAAGGUAUAGAAGAAGAAAGGUAUGGAAAAAGAGACAAUGAAAGAGGCAAAGAGGCUAUCACAAGAUCCUCAUCUGCCGCGGCCUCGUAGCAGCACUGAGAAUAGCGAUAUCCACGUCCCGACUUGCAGCCACGUAACCGUCACUCUCAUCUAGACACCCAUCCGGAUCAUCAGAGAACCGCGUAUCAAGCAGCAGGAUAGAGUCCUCCUCCUCUUCCUGGUCUUCGGAGCACUCUACUUCCUC
Messenger RNA from Tuber aestivum (summer truffle), 1923 nucleotides. The record is from the annotation of a GenBank genome assembly. Lineage: Eukaryota; Fungi; Ascomycota; Pezizomycetes; Pezizales; Tuberaceae.